Molecule: messenger RNA, 2329 nt
Organism: Amoebophrya sp. A120
Lineage: Eukaryota; Dinophyceae; Syndiniales; Amoebophryaceae
Source: the annotation of a GenBank genome assembly
GGUUUCAUCUCGUUUCAUCAUGCUCCUGUACAAAAUUCAAAGCACUUCCACUACGUCGAGAACCUGUAUGGAGACCUGCACGAACCAGAUUUACGAAUUCUGCUUGUACCAAACGAGGAGGGACACCCAAAUCCUAAUUGCUAUGCCGAAAAAAUAAAUUCGUCUUUGUCUUGUUUCCUUCACGACCAGGCUGCUCCUGUGUGGCCGGUCGUGUUUGCGUAAGCACCAAAAGGAAAACUGCAGUAGGGUGGUGGUGGUGGUGGUGGUCCUACUACUUUUUCGGAAUCAGAAACACACUACUUCUUGUGUCUUCUAUUCCCUGUCAUUCGUCGUGGCGUUGUCUCGCACUCUUCCGGCAGACUCAUCCGAUCGUGUGUGAUUUUAAUUUGAUAUGAACUUACAAACGGCGCGCCCGUUAAGGCUGGGGGCCGGAAAGUUGGCCUGAAAUAGGCCAGAAGUUAGCCAAGCAGGGCGAGGCCAGCCAUUCGCCUUGGCUUUCAGCUGAAGGGGGCGCUGUAGGUCGCGAGCGCUGCGCGUGAAUAUGUGAAAAUGCGACCACCCACUCCUGGGGCGCGCCACAAAAGGAACGCGCAAAACACGGGCUCCCAGGACGAGGGGCCCUGUAAUGCUGGGGCCGGGGGGGAUUCUCACCGGCAGGGAGGCACAAUCGGCGCCGGCGCCUUCCACGAACAUCUAGGGCCGCAAGGGGGGGGUCCAAAACUGAGGGCGUCACCCCGCCCGCCUACUGCAGACCGAAAGCUUUGCGCGCUGAGCCUUUCGGGCACACUGGCAACCAACCCUUGCUUUCCAUCAGUGGCCAGGCGCCUGCGCUGCCGCGGGAGGACGGGUUGGACAAGGAAAGGGCACCAAAGAGGGGGCGCGGAACCUCGUGCGGCUCAAAAUUUGAGCCCACUGAGGUUCUUGCAUGAAGGGGGCGGCCGGUCUGGGUUGCCAUAGCUGCUCCUGGGUUCUUUGGCCAACGUCCGGCCUAAUUUGGGCCAGCUUUCCGGUGGGUUGCAUUAACAGCGGUGGCCGUUUGUGACAUCUGUCGCCCUUUCCUGCAUUUUGAUUGCGUUAAGGGUCUGUCGCCCUUUCCUGUCCGCAUUUUGGGACAUCUGUCGCCCUUUCCUGUCCGCGCUUUUGAUUGCGUUAAGGGGGGCCACCCUUUCCUGCAUUUUUCAUUUUCUAGAAGAAAAGGCUAGCCAAAAGUUAGCCAGAAGUGAGCCAGAAGUUAGCCAAAAGUUAGCCAAAAGUUAGCCAAAACGUUAGCCAAAACGUUAGCCAAAGAAGGGAAGCAAAAGACGCAGACUUUUGCUUUUCGGCAAAGGCCGAUGCUAUGGCCGCACCUGUUUCCGGCCGCUGGAUAACGUUUUUUGCAACUCCUGGCUAACUUGUUUUGCUCUGCUCUGGCUAACUUUUGGCUAGCGUUUUGAUUUGCGACCACUUAUUUUUUGGCCUUCUUUGCAGAUUUCAUUCGCCGGGGCCCCUGUCACACUCACGAACCCGAUCGCACUGCUUCCGGAACUCUCCGAAGCCUUCCAACAGCGGGUCGAAGCAAGGAAGUCGCCUACGCAACCGGCCAGCCUAUACAAAACAGCUGGCACCGUUGCGGGCGGCCUGUUUGUUGGACGCGGCGGGCUUGGUGGGUGCUUCGCAUUUUUUUUCCUGAGCAAAAAGGCGCGCGGGGUCGUGUGCGCCUUUAUUUUGCCCCACGCGCAUAUGAGGACUCAGCUGGAGGACCCUCCCUCUCCCCGGCGGGGUUGCGCCUGGGUGGGCGCCGAAUCAAUCCGCUCCGGCACAGCCAGCGGGCACAGGGAAAAGGGCGUCGAUCUGCCGGCCAUGGUGGCUGCACCUUUAUCCCAAAUAGAAAUAACAGCGCUUGCAGCUAAAAUCUAUCCGGGGCAGAGCUAAACUCUUCCGGCAGACUCAUCCGAUCGUGUGUGAUUUUAAUUUGAUAUGAACUUCGGAAAACGAAAAACAACGUCGUGGAGACUGAAGUCGGGUCGUUGCGUACAAGUAGAACUCGCAUGUUGAUUCGUCAAUCGAGCAACUUUUGCACUACUUAGGAACAUGCCUCACGGCAGAAAAAUUUUGGUUGCUGUCUCAUGGUGGUCCGCAUGAUAACUACCCUACGUUCACCCACGACAAAUAAAAGUUCGACCGUAAAGAUAGUGAUCGUCAUUGGCCGUGCCCUGUGGUUUUAUUUUGCGUAGUGAUCGAAACGAUGUAUAGAUAGUGUCUUCCCGCUCGCUGUCUUGAAGAUGGUACUUGUCGUGCCACACAGUCCUUGUCGGAGGGCUCCACAAUGUACAAGUUGUAUGGAUUUUUG